AUGGCUCUCGUUACCCGACUGUUCGUGCACCGGCACUCCAAGACGGCCAAGCAGGACGUCAUCUACACCGUCGACGGCGACAACAGCGAAUCCGACCCGGCGCCUCGCAGAUCCAGCUCGUGGAAACAGCUGUUCGCACCAAAGCAGAAGGAUGGCAAUUCGAAAUGGGUGCCGACGCUGUCAGGAAUCAUCAAAGCCGGGGACGAGGGCCUAUGGACCUCAUCCCUGUUCACGCACCCGCAUGGGCAACCCGGGGAGGUUUCAUUCGAGGCAAUCUGCGAAAUGUUCGCCGGCGAGCUGCGGCCGCGAUCAGUGACGGAGCGAUCUGCGUACGCUGGGGAAAUUGGCAGGUUCAUCAAUGCGGCGAAGCGCGGUGCGGUCAGCCCCAGGAGGGUGCAGUCGGUGUCUUACAAGGGAGGGCGCGACGUAGCGCCGCCAGCGCAGAGGAAGAGCUUGGACAUGUCCAGCAUCGAGAGGGGCCUUGGAAGAAGUCUCUCCAUCAAAAGGCCGGCGCCAGCGCUGGUUCCCAUGGGCAACGGACUGGUCGAGCAGGAUAGCAGCGCCGCUGCCCAACAUGCGUGGAUGAAGGAUGGACGACCAGCAGAGUAUCACAAUGGCCGCAUGGGCGUGCGGCUCACACGUGGAGAAGUCGCGGCCCUGUCGUUGAUACUGGGCAGCGCCAUCACACGGACCUCUAGCGAGGGUGAAGCCAGCGCUGCGUCAGCCGACAAGGGCGCGUUUGGUCUCUCGAUACAAGUCACCCGGACAGACGACGGCAGGCACCUGGUGUCGCUCCGGCAGCACAAGCGCAGCGUCUCGCAGAUGCCGCCGAGCAGCGCUGGCCACUCGCCACUCUUCGCCAAGCACCUGGCCUGCGGCUCGCUACCCUUCUCCCAGGACAGCACGGCAAUCAACAGCCUGCUCAUCACCAACGAGACCCUCGACGCGGUGCGCUCCGGCCUGCCUCUGACACUGCGCAAACGAGCCCAGCAAAGCGCACAGGUACAGUUCCUCGCCACGCUGCCCAGCUCGCGCACCCUCGCCCUGCACACCCUCACCCCGAGCACAACCCCGAGCGCGCCAAACCCACUCAUCGACGCAAUCGCCCACCUCCCCUUCAGCGGCGGCCUCACGCCCCUCGCGUCAGCCCCGCUGAUGGCAGCAACGCACUUCAUCGCCGGCGGCGGCCUCGCGCCAGGCCGACUACUACAGCGCCUCGACGCGCUGGUGGACAAAGUGCAGCGCCACGCUCCCACGCCCAACGUGUUCGGCGCCCUCCACGAGCCGCAGAACGCGGGCCUUUUGUUCCGCGAGCGCGAGCGCGUGGCCCGGCUCAACGGCUCGGGCGAGUCGCUGUGCGAUGCCACGGCCAGAGUGAGACGGCACGCAGCGCUGCUGCAGCGCCUCGUCGCGCUUGUCCCGGACGGCGGCCGGCGCGUCGGCGCUGCUGUGCGGACUGCGACGGCGAACGAGCUGCGGACCGCGCACGCGGAUGCCGUGGCGGCGUAUGCAUGCGCAGCGCAGACGGCCGCCCUCAACGGCUCCGCGAGCAGGAGCAGUCUCGGCAGCGGGUCGAACGCGACGCUGGGCUCGGGCCCGGCAGCGCUGCCCGCGCGCGAUCUGGGCAAGCUGACUGAGCGGCUGCUCAAGGCGCAGCUGCCGUUUGGCGUGGACACGGUGGCGGUUGUGGCGCGGUUGGUGCUUGUGGCGUGGACGAUGAGUGCGCGGGGUGUGGUGUGGGAGGGGGGUGAGGGGUGGAGGGUCGAAGGCGUGGACGGGGGGGUGUGGGUGUAA
Messenger RNA from Didymella exigua CBS 183.55, 1794 nucleotides. RefSeq lists its product as uncharacterized. Bases 1 to 1794 code for a protein of 597 amino acids. The record is from RefSeq and is a predicted model, not a curated record. The transcript has a single exon. NCBI's taxonomy places the organism in Eukaryota, Fungi, Ascomycota, Dothideomycetes, Pleosporales, Didymellaceae.